Branchiostoma belcheri (Belcher's lancelet) is the source of this 528-nucleotide messenger RNA. RefSeq names its product extensin-3-like. The transcript has a single exon. Bases 1 to 528 code for a protein of 175 amino acids. NCBI's taxonomy places the organism in Eukaryota, Metazoa, Chordata, Leptocardii, Amphioxiformes, Branchiostomatidae. The record is from RefSeq and is a predicted model, not a curated record.
AUGAACAGCGGGACAGAAGCAGGUGCUUACAAUCCCAGUCAGAGAAACACCUACCGCUCCUCUGACACACCUGCUUCCAACCUCCCACCGCGUCCUAACCGCGGGUACGAGCAGCCGUCGCGUCCUAACCGCGGGUACGAGCAGCCGUCGCGUCCUAACCGCGGGUACGAGCAGCCGCCACGUCUUAACCGCGGGUACGAGCAGCCGCCACGUCUUAACCGCGGGUACGAGCAGCCGCCACGUCUUAACCGCGGGUACGAGCAGCCGCCACGUCUUAACCGCGGGUACGAGCAGCCGCCGAUGAACCUGCCAAGUUCCCGUCCCCCGAGAGACCACCCGACCCGCCGCAGGAUUCCAGCCCCCCACCCCCAUGUCGUGGACCAUGGAGUGGCCCUCCGUAAUGGAGGCCUACGGAACCCCCUGGAUGCAGUACGGCCCCCGCCCCUUCUGGUCACCCCCACCGUUCCCGCAACGCUUCGGAGACUGGCAUACAUCAUUCGGACCCAGCGAGAGACUUCCCGGCUUUAA